Molecule: messenger RNA, 1855 nt
Organism: Solanum lycopersicum (tomato)
Lineage: Eukaryota; Viridiplantae; Streptophyta; Magnoliopsida; Solanales; Solanaceae
Product: SKP1-like protein 1B
Biological process (GO): SCF-dependent proteasomal ubiquitin-dependent protein catabolic process
Cellular component (GO): nucleus; cytoplasm
Molecular function (GO): cullin family protein binding
Source: RefSeq, a predicted model, not a curated record
GUACACCCGUACUGUUGGUCAACUAAUUGGCUCCACCUCAUAGAUGUUCCUGUUGCAAAGCAUAAAAUUAUCUUUUCCUCUAUCUUCAAUAUAGUAAUAUAAACUUCUGUCAUACUGCUUGCGGAGAGUUGAGUUGGGAGCUCAGAAAUGGCAGAGGUGCUUGCUGAGAAACUCAAAGGAAAACUACUACACCUUCUUCCCGUAUUGUUUAUCUCCAUGUGUUUCGAGCUUAUGAUGCUUGUGGAUUAUCUGGUUCUGUUUAUCCCAGCAUUGCUCACUCCCCAUGGAAUGGUGUCCGCUUGGCAGACUUUGUAAUGCCUUUUUUCCUCUUUUGUUGUUAGAGUUUCACAGACCUGCAGAUAGUUUUAGACAGAACUGGGGCAACCUUGAAAGUUGUGAUUAGGACCUUGAAACUUUUUAUCCUUGGCAUUUUCCUUCAAGGGGGUUACUUGCAUGGAGUAACUGGUUUAACCUAUGGUGUAGAUAUUGAAAGAAUACGAUGGAUGGGAAUUUUGCAGAGAAUAGCUGUUGGAUAUUAUAGCAGCUUUGUGCGAGAUAUGGCUUCCAUGUCAAGAGAUGAAAAGAGUUGCCCUUUUCAGAAAUUAAAUUUGGCAAUGGUGUAACAUGUUCUCUAUUGUCUGCUAUACAUUGUGGGUUGUUCUAUGGCCUGUACGUCCCCAACUGGCAAUUCAGUGUGUCGCAGUCAACUGGAAGCACUAUUUAUGAGGUAAAAUGUUCUGUUAGAGGAUAUCGUAGACCCGCAUGUAAUUCUGCUGGAAUGAUUGAUCGCUAUAUUCUUGGCAUAGAUCACCUCUAUGCAAAACCUGUAUAUAGAAAUAUGAAGGAAUGCAAUGGAUCCAACAGUGACAGUUUCUGAGAGUAUGCUCUCUUGGUGUCAUGCUGAUUUGGAUCCUGAAGGCAUUGUGAGGAUGCCCCUUGUAGAGCAAUAGGAGUGUGAUCAGAAGUAAUCCUUUGCAGGGGAAUCUGUUUCAUAUUAUUGAAACUAUCAUCCCAAUCUGCAGUGAUCAACAUCCUGUCAAUUCUUGAAGCAGCUUCAUGGAGGCCCCCCUUGAACCAUGUGUAUUUUUGCAUCUUCUAAGUGCAGCCUACAAUUAGGGUUUGUUAAUUGGUUCACAAGUCUCCUUCAAAGAUGAUCAUUUUGAGGAGCUUCAACGGAGAGAGUUUUGAGGUCGAUGAGACGGUGGCGCUAGAAUCGGAGACGAUUAAACAUAUGAUUGAGGAUGACUGCGCUAACAACACCAUUCCUGUACCCAACGUUACUGGCAAGAUCUUAGCCAAGGUCAUCAAAUAUUGCAAGCGCCAUGUGGAGGUUUCUAAAGCUGAAGAUAACACUGCUAAAGAGGAUCUGAAGACUUUUGAUGCUGAAUUCGUCAAAGUUGAUCAGAGCACCCUUUUCAAUCUCAUACUGGCUGCCAACUAUUUAAAAAUAAAGAGCCUGAUUGACCUGACAUGUCAGACACUUGCUGACAUGAUCAAAGGGAAGACCCCUGAAGAGAUUCGUAACUUACUUAACAUCAAGAACGACUUCACUCCUGAGGAAGAGGAAGAAAUCAGGAGGGAGAAUGCUUGGGCAGGCUGGUGAAUUUGAGUCUGCUAAGCAUCCAUAUCUGAUGAUAUAUCUGCAAUAUACUUCAGUAGAUGCUAUAAAUAACUUACAUUAGUAAGUGUGACUGUUGUGUUUCGGACCUUCUAGCUUUGUCAGUUGAACCUCUUUUGCUAUGUUAUGCCAUGGUUUCUUGUAUUGUUAGAAAAAAUUGAAGAUAAAAUCAUGUUGGUAGCUGAUGUCCAUUUUCAUUGAUCUAUUAUUGGUAAUUCACAUUGUUUCUUGUGUUUA